AUGCCAGGAUUAGAUAGGGAAUUGGUAGAACACAGGCUGCCAAUCAAAGAGGGAUACCUUCCAGUCAAACAGGCCAGAAGAAGGAUGUCCAUGGACACAGAACUGAAAGUCAAAGAAGAAAUAGAAAGGCUGCUCAAGGCAGGAUUCAUCAGGCCUGCCAUCUAUGCUGAUUGGCUAGCUAAUAUUGUACCAGUUCUAAAAAGGAAAACUAGGGCAGUCAGAAUCUGCGUGGAUUACAGAAACCUGAAUGAAGCCUCUCCCAAGGAUGAGUACCCUAUGCCAAUGGCAGACAUGCUAGUAGAUGGAGCUGCCCACAACCAGAUGCUAUCUUUUAUGGAUGGCAACGCAGGUUACAAUCAGAUCAAGAUGGCAGAAGAAGACAUCCACAAGACAGCCUUCAUGUGUCCAGGGCAUAUAGGUGCUUUUGAAUACACUGUAAUGCCUUUUGGCUUGAGAAAUGCAGGGGCUACCUAUCAAAGGGCAAUGAAUUCUGUUUUCCAUGAUAUGAUAGGACAUUCCUUGGAAGUUUAUAUUGAUGAUGUGGUGAUUAAAUCACCAGAGGAGGGAAACCACAUGACAAAUCUAAGAAGAGCAUUCCUAAGAAUGAGGCAACAUAAACUGAAAAUGAACCCAAAGAAGUGCGUUUUUGGAGUUCAAGCGGGAAAUUUCCUAGGAUUCUUGGUCCACCAAAGAGGCAUAGAGAUCGACAAUAACAAAACAAAAUCCAUCAUAGAAGCUUUGCCGCCUAGGAACAAAAAGGAAUUGCAAAUGGGAAGAACAGCACCAACAAGCUUUGAGGAAAUCAAGCAUUACCUCUCAAAUCCACCAGUUCUGUCCCCACCAAAGAGAGGCAGACCACUCAAGCUCUAUAUAUCUGCAUCAGAAGUAUCCAUUGGAAGUUUAUUGGUUCAAGAUAACAAGGAAGGAAAGGAACAAGCAGUCUACUACCUGAGCAGAACUCUAACAGAGGUGGAAAGAAAAUAUUCUGCAAUUGAAAGACUUUGCCUAGCCUUGUACUUCACUGCUGUGAAGCUCAGACAUUACAUGCUGCCAUACACCAUCUAUAUCAUUGCCAAAACAGAUCUGAUCAAAUACAUGCUAACAAGACCAAUGCUAAGAGGCAGAAUUGGAAAAUGGACCUUGGCCUUGACAGAAUUUGCCUUCAGAUAUGUUCCUCAGAAAGCCGUCAAAGGACAAGCUGUGGCAGACUUCCUAGCAGAUCAUCCCGGAGAGGAGAUUGAAAAUAUGGACUCUUUAGACAUAGCAAAUGCAGAUCUAUUAACCAGAGCUCACACCUGCCUCAACAAUCCUAUCUACUCAGUUCAUCUUGCACCUUGGAAGUUAUACUUUGAUGGAUCAAAAACUGAUAUAACUUCCGGGCAGGAAUUGUUUUGGAAGAACCACUUGGAAUCAGACACUGCUACUCUUUCCAAUUGGAUUUCCAAUGCACCAACAACAGGGCAGAAUAUGAGGCCUUAA
This is a messenger RNA of Prunus armeniaca (apricot), 1479 nucleotides long. Lineage: Eukaryota; Viridiplantae; Streptophyta; Magnoliopsida; Rosales; Rosaceae. The record is from the annotation of a GenBank genome assembly.